Hemicordylus capensis (graceful crag lizard) is the source of this 3705-nucleotide messenger RNA. RefSeq names its product RAS guanyl releasing protein 3 (gene RASGRP3). Lineage: Eukaryota; Metazoa; Chordata; Lepidosauria; Squamata; Cordylidae. Bases 615 to 2807 code for a protein of 730 amino acids. Gene Ontology annotation, cellular component: plasma membrane. The record is from RefSeq and is a predicted model, not a curated record. Gene Ontology annotation, biological process: positive regulation of GTPase activity; Ras protein signal transduction. The transcript has 18 exons. Gene Ontology annotation, molecular function: calcium ion binding; guanyl-nucleotide exchange factor activity.
UCUUUGAGCAUUCCAUUCUGUAUCAUGACAAACAUGAGGAAUAUCUCUCCUUUGCUUUUCCUGCCUUCCUUGCUGCAAUAGGUUGUACUGGAGAAGCCCUAUUAAUAGUACAAGGAGAGGAAAAGGCUCUUCUGGAGGCAGGAAAACCAAGUCAGGAAAGAAUUGGAGGAAGUGUGGCUGCCAUUUCACUAAACAAUUUAGAACAGAUUGAGCUUCAAAACUUACAAGCCUUGCCAUUGUUGCUAAGAAUGUGAACUAAACACGAUUCAGUUUUUUGGUUCUUCCUUCUUUCUCCCCCUCCCCUUUUUCUUUUCUGUUUUCUUUUCUUCUUUUCCCUUUUCUUUUUCUUUGGGUCCUUCAGAGGUUUUCAAAGGGGAAUCCUUGAAGGAGAAAAGCGAUGAAAUGAAACCCUUCAGCAGUUCAACAUUACAGAGAGCAGAAAAGGAGAGACUGGGCCAGAAAAAGCCGACCAUCAUAUAGAUACACACACCCUGAAUGAGUUUUCUUAUGAAGUUCUGUGGAGAAUGCAACUGACAGCUGUCUAAUGAGGCCCCUUCACUACUUCUUCAGUGCGGUGAAAGUGCAUCCAUUCUUUUGACAACGGCUAAAGGACAAUGGGGUCCAAUAUACUUGGGAAAGCUGCAACGUUGGAUGAACUAUUGAGCACCUGCAUUAAAAUGUUUGAUCACAAUGGAGAACUGAGUAACAAUCAUUUGCCAAGAACCUUCCUUUUAAUGCACCGAUGGUAUCUAUCAUCUACAGAACUGGCAAGCAAACUUAUCUCCCUAUAUAGAGAUCCCAGUGGGGAAAACUGCAAUGAAAUUCGCUUAAAAAUCUGCUACUUCAUGAGGUACUGGAUUUUGAAAUUCCCUGCAGAAUUUAACCUGGACCUUGGUUUGGUUCAUCUGAUUGAAGAAUUUCAAGAAUUAGCCAGCCAGCUAGGUUAUGAAGAGCACAUUCAUCUUAUUGAUAUCUCAAACAUUCCCUCUUAUGACUGGAUGAGGAGAGUCACACAAAGGAAAAAAACUUCCAAGAAGGGAAAAGCCUGCCUGCUAUUUGAUCAUCUGGAACCCAUUGAGCUUGCUGAGCACCUCACUUUUUUGGAGCAUAAAUCUUUCAGAAGGAUCUCUUUUACAGAUUACCAGAGCUAUGUGAUCCAUGGCUGUUUGGAGAACAACCCAACUCUGGAAAGAUCAAUUGCUUUAUUUAAUGGCAUCUCUAAGUGGGUCCAGUUGAUGGUCCUUAGUAAACCAACCCCUCAGCAAAGGGCAGAAGUAAUCACAAAAUUCAUCAAUGUUGCCCAGAAACUUCUCCAUCUCCAAAAUUUCAAUACAUUGAUGGCUGUUGUAGGAGGACUAAGCCACAGCUCCAUUUCACGUCUCAAAGAAACUCAUUCUCACCUUUCCUCAGAGGUUACAAAGGAUUGGAACGAAAUGACUGAACUUGUGUCCUCCAGUGGAAACUACUGCAACUAUCGCAAAGCUUUUGCUGAUUGUAUUGGCUUCAGAAUACCAAUCUUAGGAGUCCACUUGAAGGAUCUGAUAGCAGUUCAUGUUAUCUUUCCAGACUGGCUCAGUGAGAACAAAGUCAACAUUGUGAAGAUGCAGCAGCUUUCAGUCACCUUGAGUGAACUGGUUUCCCUGCAGUCUGCCUCUCACCAUCUUGAGCCAAACAUGGACUUAAUUAAUCUGUUAACGCUUUCCCUGGACCUCUACCACACAGAAGAUGAUAUUUACAAGCUCUCACUGGUGCUGGAACCAAGGACUUCUAAAUCACAGCCUACCUCUCCAACUACCCCGAACAAGCCAGUGGUGCCACUCGAGUGGGCAUCCGAAGUAAUACCAAAGACAGAUCCGAGUAUCAUCAACAAACACAUCAGAAAACUAGUUGAUUCUGUUUUUAGGAACUAUGAUCAUGACCAUGAUGGCUAUAUCUCUCAAGAAGACUUUGAAAGCAUAGCAGCCAAUUUUCCUUUCCUGGACUCAUUCUGUGUAUUAGACAAAGAUCAGGAUGGUCUUAUCAGCAAAGAUGAAAUGAUGGCUUAUUUUCUGAGGGCCAAAUCCCAGUUACAGUGUAAAAUGGGUCCAGGUUUCAUACAUAACUUCCAGGAGAUGACCUACCUUAAACCAACCUUCUGUGAGCAUUGUGCUGGAUUUCUCUGGGGUAUAAUCAAGCAAGGCUACAAAUGCAAAGAUUGUGGUGCCAACUGUCAUAAGCAGUGCAGAGAUCUGCUAGUUCUAGCCUGCAGGAAGUUUGCCAGAGGGACAUCAGUGAGCAGCAACCAUGGAUCUCUCCCCAAUAGUCCUUCAUUGCCAGCAGUGCAAGAUGAAGUCUUUGAAUUUCCCAGCAUACCUCCACGAAAUCGGGAUCUAGAUAGCAGAGCAAUCACACUGGUGACUGGCUCUUCUCGGAAGAUUUCAGUCCGUCUGCAACGGGUUACCACCAGCCAAGCAACCCAGACAGAGCCACUGUGGCAUGAGCCUGGCUGGGGUGAUUCAGGAUCGCAUACCUUCCCCAAAAUGAAGUCCAAGUUCCAUGGGAAAUCAGGAAAAAAUAAAGGAUUUGCAAAAUGGGAGAAUGAAAAUCCCAAUAUUCAGACCAAUAGGAACACGGCAGUAGUAACUACAGUGCAUAAAUUGGACCAUAAUGGAAUAGAAGCUCCCUUAGAAAGGCAAGAAAUGGAGGUUGGUGCUACUGUCGCCCACCUCACAACUCUGAAAGCAGCAGCAAGGUGCAGGCAAGAGCAGCAGGGAACAACAGAAAGAAGCAGUAGGCACACAAAAUGGAGACAGAGACAACAUGGCUGACUAAGAAAUGUAAGGCUAGCUGACCCAUUGCUGCAAAAGAUGGAAGACAGCUAAAGAAGGCACAAUGUCAUAUUCUAUAGACUGCCAGAUGUGCUUGAACAUCAUACUAUUGUUGAAUUCAGUAUUUUUCUUUUAUUGCCUGCAACAGAAAUGACACUAUUUAUUUUCUCACAGUUUAAAUAAUUUGAUCAAUCUGCACAAACAGAAAACAAGGGAGUGUUAUAGCUCCAAAGUUUCUGUGAUUCUUUGUUGCCAUUUCUUGGGUAAUAGAAAAUGUGGCUUCACACCAUUUCACCACCACCAAGGACACAGUGGCUCCUAGAAGUAUCACAGUGACCACAGAACUGGGAACAAAAGUUGUGUGUUCCAAAAAACUGUUGUUAAUGUUGCACAUUCUGUGUGUGAUGUUCUUGUCCUUGUUCAUUUCUGAACACUGCAUUCUUUGUCUGGCAUUUACAGCUAGAUCAGAGACUGGUGGCCUUUGAAGAUUAUUGCUCAGAAUUUCUCUGACAAUGCAGGGUCCCUCUGCACACCUAUUUCAAUUCUAUCCCUUAGUUCUGUUUUUGCAAAGAAAUUUGGAAGAUGUUUACAGUUUUCCAUUAAAUGUGUGACAAGCUACUGAUGUGUGUGCUACAAAUUCUCAGCACAGGAUAACUGACUGAGGUCAUAUAGCAGAUGUGGGGAAGAGUUGGGAAAUUCUAGUUAUACUGUAUGGCUGCUGAAGGAACUAGAAGAAAGAGUUCUUUCCAUCGCUGCUACUCUUGCUGAAGUAAUUAUGUAGCACAUUUUAAAAUGUGGGUGUUUGGUGGUGGUUGUUUUUUUGCAAGGAUGGUAGUGAUGGUAUGUAUGUUUCAGCAAAGUUGGAAUAAUCUAAAUAAAAACACUGGAUUUCAUAGCA